Messenger RNA from Paramecium sonneborni, 1115 nucleotides. The record is from the annotation of a GenBank genome assembly. Lineage: Eukaryota; Ciliophora; Oligohymenophorea; Peniculida; Parameciidae.
AUUAAAUUUUAUGAUUUUCCCCAUACCCAAAAACACUUAUAGAGAAGGAGAUCUUAAGGUUCAUUUUUUAUAGUAUCUCUUAGGAACUAAUUAAAAUUCCAUUUUAUGAAGAUAUAUUUAAAUUUCUGCCCAACUCUCCUAAAACCAAAAUCUUUUUUCAUAAAAUAGAUCCCUUUAAACCUCCUGAUGAAAUACCUCAUGUAAUUCAAUAUAAUAUAACUUAUUAGGAUGUAAGUACUCAAUCUAUAUAUGAUGAUCAUGUAGAUGAACUUCCAAGUUAAAGAAUUCCUCGUAUCACUUAAACAGCUACUCUAAAACCUAAAAAUUCAAUGUAAUUUAACAUCUAAUUAUUGUAAAGUGCAUUAAGAUUUUCCCUCUCUCCUCGUACGAAUUAUAGUAAUCAAAUUCCAACAAGUCUGACUAAUAGAAGUUGUAAAUAGAUUAAAGAAAUUCCAUGUCUUUAUUUAAAAUCUUACACUAUGACUAAAAGAACUAUCAUUUAUUUCCAUGCAAAUUGUGAAGAUCUUAAAUCAUCCUACAAUCUUAUUGACUUUCUUAGACAUAAUAUGAGAAUGAACAUUUUAGCAGUUGAAUAUCCAGGAUAUGGAAUAUAUUAAGGAGAACCUUCAGAAGAAUUAAUCUUAAAAGAUGCAGAAUAUAUUUACAAGUAUAUGGCCUUUCAUUCAGGCAUAGAAGAAUAGAAUAUAAUACUCAUGGGUAGAUCCAUUGGAACUGGAGUAGCUUGUCAUGUUGCAUCACUUUUCAAACCCUCUGUACUAGUUCUUAUCUCUCCUUUCUUAUCCUUAUAAGAAAUUGUCAAUGAAAAAUAUCCUUUACUUAGGAAAAUGCUCAAGGAGAGAUUCACUAACAAAGAUAAAAUACUCAAAAUCAAAUCACCACUCUACAUCUUACAUGGACUCAAAGAUUCAAUAGUCUCAGUAGAACAAUCUAAAAAACUUUAUGGUAUAUUUAAAAUCUCUCUAACUUUUUUAGAAUUAUGUAAAACACCAUGUCUAAUUAGAACACCACCUGAAAUGACACAUACUAAAUUUCAAUUUGAAUAAGAUUUAUCCUUGCCUCUUAUGGGGUUCAUGAGAUAAUUGAAUAUACUUUGA